CUCUCCAUUGAGCACUUGAGCGAGUGUGGACGCCUUCGCCCAGGCUGUGCAUCUGUGUGCGGAUCCGGCCGGCAAACAAAGCAAAGUCCACGCUGUCCAGACAAUGGGCAGUUCCCACAAGGCAAGACUGAGACUUUCUCGGGAGAAAGUUACAUAAGACGAGGCCGAGUGAUAAGCGCUCGGGCCGCGGGUCAGCGAGAUGAUGACUGCUGUGCGUGCGACCGGGAGGGACUGAGCUCAGGAGUUCUGCUGCGACAGGCUCGAGUGUCGGACGCCCGGCGACGCGAGUGUGAACUGAGAAGUGCGUGUGAACGGAAGACGUGGUCCCUCAUGGGGAUUGUUUCGGUGUGCAAGAGUCUGUGGAUCUUCAGUGCGGCGUGCUGCCUCGUGCCCGUUAUUCUCGUUUGGUAUCCGUUCGUUUCAGUGGCACGUCGCGUGUGGCUGACUCUGCUGAAAUGGCAGUAUCCCAGGCUCGCGUUCUCGCCCACGAACACCGUGCGCAGCAUUGCGGACACCACGAGGAAUCCGGGCAUCCUGCACAUCGUCCUCCAGGUGGCUGGCGAGGCGUGGGACGCGGAGACCAUCCGCAGGCGCAUGUUUGAGCAUGUGCUGGACAGGAGGAACAAGGAUGGAUCGCUCGCCUUCCCCUUCAUGAAGUGCACCCUGCACUGCCGCUGGGGACACUAUGCCUGGGCGGACGAUGGCAGCGACUUUGAUAUUGAGAAUCAUGUGAUCUACAGCCAGGAGGGCUACAGAGGACGUCCCGUGACGGAUGCCAAUGUCCAGUUGUACAUGAGCGAGCAGACGUCCAAGUUUCUUCCACUCAAUCUGCCGCCAUGGCAGAUAAUCGUGGUGCCCAUUUACCAGCCUCAGCGGCCGCAUUCCAGCGUGUGUGAGAAUCCAGUGCCAUGCAUGGAUCACUACUACAUCCUGCUGCGCUUCCACCACUUGCUGCUGUCGGACAUGCCCAACAUCCGCAUCUGCGACCUGUUGCUGGUGGAGAGCGGCAAGCCGGCGGUCGUGGAGGAGAAACUGGACGAGGAAAUGGAUCUGCCGUUCAGCAAUCUCGUGGCGCCGCCAGAUAGCAUCCUGGAAUUGUACUCGAGGGUCAGAGUGGCCAUCACAAAUCGCUGGAAUGAGUUCAUUUACCGCCACGAUCCACUAGAAUCUCCAGAUGGGCUGAAGAAGCAAGUGAAAGAGUUGCCACACCUGAUGUCGCUCAUCCUGAUAGCCGGUGUGUGUGUCUUGAGUGAUUUCUGGCGAGGAUAUCACGCCAUCAGGGCGCAUCCCUCGGAGAAGUUCAGGUACUUCAUGAGCUUAGUGAGACGCGAGGUGAGGAGGAGGAAUCUCUCGUGGGAAAUCGUGGCAGAUUGCGUGCUGGACGCUGUAGAUCCCGUAGCAAUCACCAGGAGAGUGGUGAAAGGAUUCUUCUGGCUUAUCGGCAAGGCCAUUGUCAUCAUCCCGCUGGCUGUGGUUAGGGAAUGCAUGGCUAUUCGGUGUUGUCUUUUCCUGGGACACUGUGGCUAUCCGAACACCAUCAUUGGAUUCUUCUUUGAGUUCAUCCCUCUGGUUUGGGCUGCUCUCUGGGAGAUUUUCGAAGCUCUUCGGCUGAUUGUCAUUGCUCCGAUGUGUUUGUACGAGAGUCUAAUUGCUGGAAGUCGCGGGAAUCGCCAUGGCAUCCAAACGGCCACGAUUUGUGGGAGGAAAGUGAUCUCCUGGUCGGAUAGUGUGGACAAGAAGGAGAUUAAGGGCGCUGCCAAGCGAGCUGGAGCUACUGAGGCGGAAAUCUCCCUGACAAUGCUGGCUGCUGCCAUUGGCGAUGCCUUGGAGGACUUUGCAGACACCCCAGUGCCUCGGGCGGUGGAUAUAUCCGCGCGGAGUGUUCACCAGGACUGUCUGAUGGGCAGGAUGUCGCGAUCGUAUGGUGUGGAUGGAGUGAUUUGUCUACCCCUGCCUUUAGGGAAUGGCAAGAUGGACCACGUGACGGCAAUGAGGAGGGCUCUGCACGAGGCCCGGCGAACAAACAUCGCUCUGUACACGAUCACAGGCAUUGAGACGAGGCGAACGGUGAUGACGAAUGUGUUUACGUGGAUGUGGAUUAAGCUGCUGACCAACUACCUGUCGAAGAAGUUUUGUAUCACCGUGACGGACACUGUGGAAAAUACCACGAGACGCUACAGGACGCUCUGGGGCCAUCCGGUCAUCGACAUGAUCUACUUCCGCCCACCCAUGUCCAACACAUCUCUCUCGCUGACUAUCCAGAAGUUCGGCACACACGUGCGGCUGGGCGUGAUCGCCGAUGCUGAACUCACGCCGUGUCAUGUGGAGAUUGCGCGCUCCUGGACAAACUACAUGAGACAGUUUUGA
Phlebotomus argentipes is the source of this 2367-nucleotide messenger RNA. RefSeq lists its product as uncharacterized. Gene Ontology annotation, biological process: triglyceride biosynthetic process. Lineage: Eukaryota; Metazoa; Arthropoda; Insecta; Diptera; Psychodidae. Bases 331 to 2367 code for a protein of 678 amino acids. The transcript is spliced from 4 exons. Gene Ontology annotation, molecular function: diacylglycerol O-acyltransferase activity; long-chain-alcohol O-fatty-acyltransferase activity. The record is from RefSeq and is a predicted model, not a curated record. Gene Ontology annotation, cellular component: plasma membrane.